Molecule: messenger RNA, 1636 nt
Organism: Phlebotomus papatasi
Lineage: Eukaryota; Metazoa; Arthropoda; Insecta; Diptera; Psychodidae
Gene: Coprox
Product: oxygen-dependent coproporphyrinogen-III oxidase
Exons: 2
Coding region: 89-1258 (389 amino acids)
Cellular component (GO): mitochondrial intermembrane space; cytoplasm
Molecular function (GO): coproporphyrinogen oxidase activity
Source: RefSeq, a predicted model, not a curated record
CUUUCGAGAAGAAAAAGUUUAUUUUCAUCCGACUCACUCUCAUAUCCUCCGAUUAGUGAAAGUGAAAAAAAAUCCCUCCAAAAUCAUCAUGUUCAGGACAAUUCGUGCAAGUUUUCGUGCUUUUGGAACCAUCAGUGUGUUGCAUAGUCGAAAGGGAACAUAUUUAAAAUAUCCAGUAGGAUUUCUUGUUGGCACGGGUGCAGCACUUUUGUGGACAACACAGAAUGUUCAUACUGAACGAAGACGGCAGCGUAUUAAUACCAAUCAAUUCAUGGCACUGCCAAUUACGAGUGUUAAGCACUUGGAGGAAUAUCCAGAAGACAUGAAGAGUCAGAUGGAAUUAAUGAUAAUGCGAGUGCAAGCAGAUUUUUGUCGUGCCCUAGAGGCUGAGGAAUUUGCAGGGAAAAAGUUUAAGAUAGACAGAUGGGAGAGAAAGGAAGGUGGUGGAGGAAUUACAUGUGUCUUGCAGGAUGGCGAAGUAUUUGAAAAGGCUGGCGUUAAUAUAUCUGUUGUAUCGGGAAAUUUACCACCUGGUGCUGUUCAACAGAUGCGUUCUCGUGGCAAGAAGCUGGCAGAUGGACAACUACCCUUUUUCGCAGCCGGAGUCAGUGCUGUCAUUCAUCCCCGGAAUCCCUUUGUGCCUACAAUCCAUUUCAACUAUCGCUACUUCGAAGUUACGGACUCCACGGGCCAAAAGCAAUGGUGGUUCGGUGGUGGCACAGAUCUCACACCCUACUACCUGGACGAACAGGAUUCUAUUCACUUCCAUCGUACAUUAAAAGAAGCCUGUGAUCAACAUGAUCCCAGCUACUAUCCUCGCUUCAAGAAGUGGUGCGAUGAAUACUUCCAUAUUCCCCAUCGGAAGGAAUGCCGAGGUAUUGGUGGCAUCUUUUUUGACGAUCUCGAUGAGCCAUCGCAAGACGAUGCCUUUGCUUUCGUAUCCUCCUGUGCUGAUUCUGUAAUCCCAUCGUAUAUGCCAUUGGUCAGGCAGCAUAAAAACGACUCUUAUGGUGAUCCUCAACGCACUUGGCAACUUCUUCGUCGUGGACGCUAUGUUGAGUUCAAUUUAAUUUAUGAUCGGGGUACUAAAUUUGGACUACACACUCCUGGAGCACGUUUCGAAAGUAUCCUCAUGUCCCUCCCUCUGACGGCUCGCUGGGAGUAUAUGCAUGAACCCAAAACUACUUCACGGGAAGGACAACUCUUGGCCGUACUGAAAAAUCCACGCGAUUGGCUACAGAUUGAGAAAAAACCCUGAUCCCAACUACCUCUCUCCAUGUCCAGUUCCAUGUCCAACUGAGCUGUGGCCGUGCAGAGAGAGAGAGGCUUCUUCGUGCCAAUUGUCGUUCUUUCGGUAAGACUAAAACAAAAAUUGUAAUGGAAAUUACAUUAUUUAUUCAGCAAAGUGACCAUUCUUUGUAAAUAUAUAUAUAUAUAUAUAUAUAUAUAUAUUUAUCUACAUGCCAGAGAUCAGUUUAAUUUUUACACAAUAAUCGUCUAACAGAGUGUAAAAAUUUUGUAAACUUUGAAAUUAUUUCUUUUACAAAAAAAAUGUAGAUAUUUCAUUAUAUUCCAUUUUGUGAAACAUUUAUCAAAAUUUGUUGAUGAAAUAAAGAAAAGCUAGGUGCUCCUGUAA